Messenger RNA from Aspergillus calidoustus, 960 nucleotides. The record is from the annotation of a GenBank genome assembly. Lineage: Eukaryota; Fungi; Ascomycota; Eurotiomycetes; Eurotiales; Aspergillaceae.
AUGUCCGGCGCUGAACUCGUUUUCGGAGGCGCAACCUGGACCUCGACUCCCCCAACGGACUUCGAAGGCCUCGAAAAGCAAAAGGAGGGUCUGGCUGUCAUAACAGCAGCUGGAAUCAAAACCAUCGAUUCCGCCGCCAAUUACGGCGACAACGAAGAAGUCCUUGGUAUUCUUGGCGCCGCGAAAACCCACGCCAUCGACUCAAAGUACCCCGGCGGAUUCAGCCCCAAACCCGCGACGAAAGAAGAUAUCAUUACGACUGCCGAAAAGGGCCUCGAGAAAUCCAAAGCGGAGUCCUUCGACGUGUACUACAUCCACGCCCCCGAUCGUCGAGUUCCUCUUGAGGUCCAGCUCGAGGCCAUCAACACACUGUACGAGUCCGGUAAGAUCAAGCGCUUCGGUCUAUCGAACUUUCUCCCCAGCGAGGUUGAAGAAGUUAUCCGCGUUGCAAAGGAGAACAACUGGGUCCUUCCAUCUGUCUUCCAGGGGAAUUACUCUGCCGUUGCACGACAUGCCGAAAUGCGUCUGUUCCCUCUCCUCCGACAGCACGGUAUCCAGUUCUACGCGUAUUCUCCAAUCGCGGGUGGCUUUUUGACGAAGACUGUGGAAGAACUGCUAAAGGCAUCUGGACGCUGGGACCCCUCCUCCUUCCUGGGAAGCUUGUACCACAGGCUGUACAACAAGCCGAGUAUGCUCGAGGGAUUGCGGCUCUGGGAGAGUAUCUCGAAUGACACGGGGAUUCCGAAGGUUGAGCUCGCGUAUAGGUGGAUUGUCUAUAACUCGGGCCUGAAGAGGGAGUACGGGGACAAGGUUGUCUUUGGGGCGAGGAAUUUGCAGCAGUUGCGGGAGACUCUUGCUGCGAUUGAAAAGGGGCCGUUGAGCGACAAGGUUGUGGAGAGAAUUGAGGAAGUGUGGAGGCUUGUUGAGAAGGAUUCGCCGCUGGAUAAUUAUAAUCAGUGA